Molecule: messenger RNA, 3048 nt
Organism: Alternaria burnsii
Lineage: Eukaryota; Fungi; Ascomycota; Dothideomycetes; Pleosporales; Pleosporaceae
Product: cytosolic regulator pianissimo
Exons: 12
Coding region: 1-3048 (1015 amino acids)
Biological process (GO): rRNA processing; thiamine biosynthetic process
Cellular component (GO): nucleus; ribonucleoprotein complex; cytoplasm
Molecular function (GO): RNA binding; phosphomethylpyrimidine kinase activity; ATP binding
Source: RefSeq, a predicted model, not a curated record
AUGACACUGAAACGCAUUCUGGUAAUCGCUGGCUCGGACAGUUCGGGUGGGGCCGGACUAGAAGCAGAUCAGAAGGUCAUCGCAGCCCAUGGCUGCUAUGCUAUGACGGCUACGACUGCACUGACAGCGCAGAACACGCUCGGCGUACAGGAUAUACACCACACGCCGCCGGACUUCGUGCGUAAGCAAAUUGACGCUGUUUGUGAAGAUGUUGGUGUGGAUGUGGUCAAGACUGGCAUGCUUGCCUCCUCCGAGACAAUCUUGAUUGCUGCAGACGCUUUCAGGAGACAUAAGAUCAACACCACUGUUGUUGACCCUGUAAUGGUGUCGACAUCGGGCUCACAGCUCCUUCCUGAGACCGCUAUCUCAACACUAAUUCAAGACCUCCUGCCUUGCACUACACUUCUCACUCCGAACCUUCCCGAGGCACAGCUGCUGCUUAAAACCACUGGUUUGAAUCUCUCUGAUCCUCAAAACGUCCAAGACAUCGUCUCUAUAGCGCACCACAUCAAGUCACUCGGACCAAAAUGGGUAUUGCUAAAGGGUGGCCAUCUACCAUUGACACAUGGCCGCGUAGUAAGCACACAGGACAGUGAUAAAGAAGUUGUUUUGAACAUACUUGUAGGCGAUAGCGGAGUCACGAUACUGGAAAGCCCCUAUCUACAGUCAAAAAACACGCAUGGAACCGGAUGUUCGUUAGCAUCCGCUAUUGCAUGUAACUUGGCUAAGGGAAUGUCGAUGGUCAAGGCGGUGAAGAAGGCAAAUCUGUAUGUUGAAGCAGGAAUCAAGACAGCCGUCGACUUGGGACAGGGAAGUGGCCCAAUCAACCACUUCCAUUCAGUAUACAUGCUGCCUUUCACACCAGGGAAUUUCAUCAGUUACCUGCUGGAUCGGGAUGAUGUGCAAAAGCCGUGGAAAGAGUAUACGCAGCACGAUUUUGUGCAGAGUAUGGGUUCUGGAACAUUGCCAGUGGAGAAAUUUAUGUACUACCUGGUACAAGACUACCUUUUCUUGGUCCAAUUUGCAAGAGCGAACGCACUAUCUGCAUACAAGUCAAGCAACCUGAAAGAUAUCGGCCGCUCCGUGCAACAGGUCGUCACCCUCCAAGAAGAGAUACAGCUGCAUAUCGACUUCUGUAAAGCGUACGGACUGUCAGAAGCUGAUAUCAUCAACGAAGAAGAGGACCAAGCCACUACAGCAUACACACGCUAUGUCCUCGACAUCGGCAUGUCGCAAGACUAUCUCGCCUUACAGAUCGCCCUUCUCCCAUGCCUCAUCGGUUACGGUAUCAUUGCUAAACGUCUCUAUGAAGAUCCCAGCACUGUGAGGGUGGGAAGCAAGUACUGGAAGUGGAUUGAGCAAUACGUAGCAGAGGAAUACAGGGAGGCGAUGAUGAGGGGGAGUGAGCUGGUAGAGAGGCAUGCCGAAGGAUUAAGUCCGAGUAGGGUCGAGGAGUUGGCUGGCAUCUUCAUACACGCCACAAAUAUGGAGAGAGGCUUCUGGGACAUGGGACUCAGGGCUGGCGAGGAAGGAAAUGGCGGCUACGGCGGCGGUUCCAACGGCUACUCCGGUGGUGGAGGCGGCUACGGCGGAGGAGGUGGUUAUGGUGGAGGCGGCUUUGGCGGUGGUCGCGACGGCGACCUCGACACCAUGCCCAAAUUCGAAAAGUCUUUCUACAAGGAGGACCCCGCUGUUACUGCGCGUUCAGCCGCUGAGGUUGCCGAAUACCGCAAGGAGCACCAGAUGACCGUCAAGGGUGAGAACAUCCCCAAGCCCGUCACGACUUUCGACGAGGCUGGCUUCCCGUCCUACGUGAUGAACGAAGUCAAGGCUCAGGGUUUCGCAAAGCCCACUGCUAUUCAGGCUCAGGGUUGGCCCAUGGCUCUCUCUGGUCGCGACGUUGUCGGUGUUGCCGAGACUGGUUCCGGAAAGACGCUUACCUACUGUCUUCCUGCUAUCGUCCACAUCAACGCUCAGCCUCUGCUCGCCCCUGGUGACGGCCCGAUCGUUCUGAUCCUCGCCCCCACUCGUGAGCUUGCUGUCCAAAUUCAACAAGAGAUCAGCAAGUUCGGAAAGUCCUCGCGCAUCCGAAACACCUGCGUCUACGGAGGUGUCCCCAAGGGCCCCCAGAUCCGUGACCUUGCACGCGGUGUUGAGGUGUGCAUCGCCACACCCGGACGUCUCAUCGACAUGCUUGAGGCGGGCAAGACCAACCUCCGCCGUGUUACCUACCUGGUUCUCGACGAGGCUGACCGCAUGCUUGACAUGGGUUUCGAGCCUCAAAUCCGCAAGAUUAUUGGUCAAAUUCGUCCUGACCGUCAAACCUGCAUGUGGUCCGCUACAUGGCCCAAGGAAGUCCGCCAGCUUGCUGCCGACUACCAAAAGGACUGGAUCCAAGUCAACAUCGGCUCCAUGGAUCUGUCUGCUAACCACCGCAUUCAACAAAUCGUUGAGGUCUGCACCGAAUUCGAGAAGCGUGACCGCAUGGCCAAGCACCUCGAGACUAUCAUGAGCGAUAAGGACAACAAGAUUUUGAUCUUCACAGGCACCAAGCGCGUUGCUGACGAGAUCACCCGAUUCCUUCGUCAGGACGGCUGGCCGGCGCUUUCCAUUCACGGUGACAAGCAGCAGAACGAGCGCGACUGGGUCUUGAACGAAUUCAAGACGGGCAAGAGCCCCAUCAUGGUUGCCACCGACGUGGCUUCCCGUGGUAUCGAUGUCCGCAACAUUACUCACGUGUUCAACUAUGACUACCCGAACAACUCGGAGGACUAUGUCCACCGUAUUGGUCGUACUGGUCGUGCUGGCGCUAACGGUACUGCCAUCACCCUCUUCACUACAGACAACUCCAAGCAAGCUCGUGAUCUCGUCCAGAUUCUCUCAGAGUCCAAGCAACAGAUCGAUCCUCGCUUGCACGAGAUGGCCCGCUACGGUGGUGGCGGUGGUGGUGGUCGCUGGGGAGGUGGCCGCGGCCGUGGCGGAGGCCGUGGCGGACGUGGUGGCUGGACCGGAGGUAACAGCGAUCCCAUCCGCAACAGCCGCUGGUGA